UUCUUCUGAUCCCCAGUAAAAGCUGUUGAAGAAUUCGAGUGGAAAUAACUGAAUCAACGUUCCGAGGACUCCAAGCAUGGAGCCUAUAACGUCUUGGAGCAAGGAGAAAGUGAGGGACUGGCUCAAAGGCCUGGAAGCACCUCUUCAGCAGUACCCCUUUAAAGAGUGGCAGGUGACAGGAUUGGAACUGCUGCAGCUCUCUGCCCAGGAUCUGGAGCGACUCGGUGUUCACAAGAUUGGCCACCAGGAGCUCAUCUUCGAGGCUGUGGAGAAGCUCUGCACCUUGACAUAUGGCAUGGGAGGGGAGAACCUGCGCUGCCUGACCGAGAAGCUGCGUCUGGUAGCCCAGUCUAUGACAAUGGGCAUUCAGAUCCGCUGGAGGGUGAACACCUACGACGGGCGGAGCGCCACCAAGCUGCCGGCCAGCAUUCUGGAGGUGGUGCUGGAGCUCAUCACCUCUGCCAAGGGCCUCUUCUCUCUGCUCAACAGGUACCAGUUCGCCAAGCUGAGCGGUGUCACAGCCAGUAAGAACAUCAUCACCUACUGUAAAGACCUGGGAGCCACUGUCCACAAGGACGCCACAGUUUUUGAAAAGGAAAAAGACAUCAUCUCUAUUUGUCGUCAGCUGGUGGCGGUGUGUGAUGAGAUCCUGACCUGCUGUCCGGAGGACCUCCUGGCCCAUACUGCCCAGCUGGAGAGUGUCGACCUGGUACCCGUCUCCCCCGGCGACCAGCUGGGCGUCCAGAUAACGUCCACGGGCUCCAGUAACCACUACGUCACAGGCACCAUCGCCGAGUCACCUGCUGAAUUCUGUGAGAAGAUAUUAGCUGGAGACGAGGUGAUCCAAGUCAAUGAUCAAAUAGUGGUCGGCUGGAGCAGGAGAAACCUGGUGAAGAAACUUGAGGAGAACCCAACUGGGGUGUCGCUGGUCCUCAAGAGACUCCCGGUCACGCCGAACCGCAAAGACACGACUCCGCGCUCCUUCCGACAGAAACGGGAAGAGGAGCAAGAGGAAGAGGUCAGCCCGAGACACUCCAUAUUCAACAGAGUCACAGCCUCGGUCAGGUCCCUGUCAUUCAGGGCCGCGGUUCAAGAGCCGGAAAGCGUCCCGCCCAUGGGCCAGGAGGAGUCGGAGCUGUCCGUGGAAAAGGGCGUGGACGGAAGCCUGACGCUUCUCUCAGAGCCGGACCUCCCGGGGGAGCUGUCAAACCUGUCUGCAGGAGAAGCCGAGGGUUUGGAGGGGUCCAGGCUCAGCCCAGGGUCCAGGGGAGAGGUCUCCUUUCCCCCUGCUAGCCCGUGCCCGCGGGUCCUGCAACUAGGCCGAGCUAGCAUCAGCUCCUGCCCUGAAAUGGGGCAUCAUGGGGAUGAAAAGGAACCGAAAAAGACAUCUGUGAAAGGAAAGACCACAGCAAUGAGUAGGCGUCGUGUGUCCUGUCGUGAGCUGGGUCGGCCGGAAUGUGACGGGUGGCUGUGGAAGAAGAGGAAGGAGAGCAGUGUGUUCAUGACCCAGAAGUGGCAGCGCUUCUGGUUCGUCCUCAAGGGCCCGUCUUUAUACUGGUACACUAGUCAGCAGGAAGAAAAAGCGGAGGGCCUGAUUCACAUCUCCAGCUACAACAUCGAGAGCGCAGGGGAACACAAGAGGAAGUUUGUCUUCCAAAUGUGCCACCAGCGUUUCCAGACUUUCUUCUUUGCUGCAGAGAACGUUAGUGACAUGAGCAAGUGGAUCAACUGUCUGAUCACAGCCAUACAAAAACACAAGAAGAACAACAAAGGACAACCGGACAGCGAAGAGGAGUGUUAUAGUGAGACAGAGUCUGAAGAGGAGGCAUCUUAUUCUCCUUCUCCGCGCAGAACAAAGAUCUACACGAAAACCCUGUCCAACACACUGCCCCGGGCCAAGAAGGAGAAGGAGAAGAAGACUAAGACAAUUGUUAAUCCUCCAACUUUGGCACGCAGUAGGAGUCCAGGAGCUCCGGAGGACGAGAUGGGAGUGCUUUUCCACCGGCUGAAGGAGGGCGGGGUGUCCCUGAUUGGCAGCAGUCAGCCCGUGACGCACGACCACUUCCGCCGCUCCUUCAUCCGCCGCAACAAGAACCCUGUCAUUAACGAGAAGGUCCACACGCUCCGGGCGCUACACAGCACCCUGAAGGAUCGAGAGGCAGAGCUCCAACUCAUCAACAAGGUACUAGAGGAUCCAGAGCUGACUCCGCAGAAAUACCGCCUCUGGAAAGAUCACAACCAAGACCUGCACCUGGAGAUCCAGAAACUGGCCGUCCAACGGGCUGCAGCCGUAACCAAGGAAACAACGAGGGGGGUGUCUGAAAAGGGCCAGGGUUCUCCCACUGGACUGUCGCCGGGGGAGACUGUUGCCGUGGAGACAGAGGGCGCGUACGGACUGAGCCUUAGCGACGGGGAGAUGCUGGUGGACGCGGAGUCGUCGAUGUUCAGCUCGGAGGAGAAGAACGCGAUGAGUGACUCCGAUGUGGAGCCUGCAGAGAUCCACCCUAAAGAUGCUAGAGCAUCCAGCUUGGAGAACUACUUCUACAUUUGACUGAUCAUGGUGGUCUCCAUCAGAAAUGAUAACAGGGCUCCUUUUUCCCAGAAAAACCCAUGGCUCUGGUUAUGGCUUUGAUUCAUUUCCUUGUAAGGUCGGUUGGCCAGAAAAAUCCCAGGGCCUCUAUGUUUUUGCAUUUAUGUGGAUUUGUUUUGCUGUAGGAAAGACUUUUUGUCUCCCCAAGCCCACGUUGUCGCUCCAAACCGGCAGAGAUCAAGGGACACAUUCAUGUGACAAAAACAUGAACACAUUCAGUUGGUAGAUACACCUGAAGGUGUUUUAUCAUCACAGGACAUUAUGGACCCUCUAGAUUCUAAACUGUUUUAGAAUACUUUUAAAGGAGAUUUUAUGGAUAAAUAAUAUCUAUUUGUUGUUUAUCUCUUAUGUACAUAUAGUUUUUAUGUUAUGUAACCAGAUGAGUUUGGACUUGUAAACUUAGAUGGUGUAUAUUUUUGCACAUAAUAUGGUCCCAUUUGACCUGGAAAACAUUAUGACAAUGUUGUUAUAGAUCAAAGACAAUCACUAUUUUGAGCAGACAGAGUUUGAUUUUAGACUUUCCAGUUAUAAGCCUGUGUGUGCGCCUGCGUGUGUGUGCGCCUGCGUGUGUGUGCGCCUGCGUGUGUGUGCGCCUGCGUGUGUGUGCAUGUGAGUGUGUGCGCAU
Molecule: messenger RNA, 3215 nt
Organism: Esox lucius (northern pike)
Lineage: Eukaryota; Metazoa; Chordata; Actinopteri; Esociformes; Esocidae
Gene: cnksr1
Product: connector enhancer of kinase suppressor of Ras 1
Exons: 21
Coding region: 77-2551 (824 amino acids)
Molecular function (GO): protein binding
Source: RefSeq, a predicted model, not a curated record